Molecule: messenger RNA, 258 nt
Organism: Parnassius apollo (apollo)
Lineage: Eukaryota; Metazoa; Arthropoda; Insecta; Lepidoptera; Papilionidae
Source: the annotation of a GenBank genome assembly
AUGGCUAAGCGAUUAAGUGAACAAGAAAUAUCUGAUUUAGCGAAUUGUGAUAGUAGUGACGAGAGUGGUGAUGACUUCUCUUCGACAGAUGAAGACGAAUUGUAUGUACAACCUGAUACAAGUGCUGAUAGUUCGUUUUCGGAGCGCGAACAUGCUGAGUCUCGUUCAAACGCACAAGCUACACAACAAGCUAUUACAUUGCGAUCCAAUACUAUUCAAUCUUCUUCUUCAUUUCAGAAGACAAUGUCCCUUUGGUAG